AUGGGUCUACCAGUGGCCGAAUGGGAUGCUGUGGUCGUACCGAUAAUAGUUUCGAAACUUCCGAUAACUACACAGCGCGAAUGGAACAUGAGCUGUUCACCCACCGAAAUUCCGAGCCUCGAUGAGCUGCUUACGUUUUUGGGUCAGCGGGCUCAUAGCCUCAGCACAACAGUUGUCACAUGGAGCAAUGGGGUUGAAUUUACGUCCAAGAGUCAUCAACGCGCUGGUGGUCCGUCAAGAGCUGUCAGAUCACACGUCGUAUCUGCAGAGGAGGGUAAAUGCACAUACUGCCAAGGUGCACAUCGUAUUAUGAAAUGGGCACGCUUUCUUGGGAUGAAAUACGAAGACAGAAUUACUGCUGCAAAGGCUACAAAGCUUUGUUUUAACUGCCUAAAACAAGGUCAUUCAGCAAAACAAUGCCCAUCGGGGAAUUGCCGUCACUGUGGUCGUAAGCACAACUCAUUACUUUGCCGCGAAUCAUUAUCUCAGAAUCCAUCAGAGAGCAAAUGCGAAGUUUCGGUGGAAGGAAUCGGAGCUUACUCCUACGCACGUACACGUGGGCGUGUCACACUCUCGUUAAAAUCGCUCUAUUCCAGUUUCAGUUUGGAAAUCGUUGCACUUGUCAUGCAGUCAAUUACUAAGGUCAUCCCAACAGUGCAUAUUGACAUGACACGGUGGCAGCAUUUGAAUGGUCUAGAAUUGGCCGAUACGCAGUUCGGCAUUCCUAGCAAUAUCGACAUUCUUAUUGGUGCGGAUGUAUGGGGAAAAGCAGUCGAAGGGGACAUAAGACUCGGUGGCCUCAAUGAGCCACACUCCCAGCGAACCCGCUUCGGCUGGGUUGUCUUCGGUCCAGUGCCAGCAGCGCAGCCAGCAACGCCGCCAACUCUUUCCUUCAGCACCCAGCAAGGCGAAGAGGACGCACGCUUGGAGGAGCUCGUAAGAAGCUUUUGGAAGUUAGAGGAAGUGCCUUCACAAGAUUGUAACGGCGAAGAUGAAUGUGAGAAAAUCUUUUUGACCACACACUCCCGCACAAGGGAAGGGCGCUACAUGGUUCAUAUACCAUUUCAUCCUGACGCACCGGCUUUGGGCAACUCAUACGCCCAUGCUUUACGACAAUUUCACCUUCUUGAACGACGACUAGCAGCGAAUUGUGAGCUCAAGAAAAAAUACAUUGCCUUCAUGCGCGAAUACGCGGACCUCGGCCAUAUGGAACCCGUUAGUCACAUUGGAGAUGAGGGGGUCAACUACUACAUCCCUCACCACGCGGUUCGGGAAAAGUUCCGCGUUGUGUUCAAUGCUUCAGCGCGGACCACGAGCGGCCUCUCACUGAACGACGUCCAGUUGGUGGGAGCCACGAUUCAAGAACCACUUGUGAAUAUCAUCUUUCGUUUUCGGUGUUUUCGCGUAGCAUUAACAGCAGAAAUCGAGAAAAUGUUCCGUCAAAUUCUGAUAACUCCCGAACAUAGGGAUUUCCAACGCAUUAUUUGGAGAGAAUCACCAGACACUGACCUAGCAGUAUACCGUUUAACUACAGUGACGUAUGGGAUGGCUUGUAGCCCGUACAACGCAGUUCGCGCACUCAAUCAAUGCAGUUAUGAUAACUACAACGUAGUCGCAGAUGGCCAUCAGUCGAUUGUUGCGCGCGAUGCGAUUCUGUCAUCAUUUUAUGUAGAUGAUUUUCUCAUCAGUUGUGACACUGAGGAUAAAGCCUUCGAACUCGCUGUCAAUGUGAGUGCGAUUUUGUCGGCCGGACAGUUCCGUUUACGAAAAUGGAAUUCUAAUAGUGGUGAGGUUGUAAAGCGUUUAAUUAGUAACAAUUCCUCAAUCGUAGAGUUAGCAAGUGAACCAUCGACGGCAACGGUGCUUGGUCUAAGUUGGGACCCAACAACAGAUGAGAUCUUUUUCAAAGCGAAUCUAAACCAGAACAUCGGAUGUCUCACAAAACGUCGGGUUUUAAGUGAGGUCGCCAAACUAUUUGAUCCUACUGGCAUGCUUGCUCCAAUUGUUAUUGCCGGGAAGAUAUUUAUUCAGAAGUUGUGGGCUGCUGGCUUAGAAUGGGAUGCACCACUCCCAGAUGCACUUCAAAAUACGUGGGUCUUAUUUUACAGAGAACUUGACGUGAUAAACCGUAUCCGUGUACCACGAUGGUUAGGUUUGGCUGAGGGUAAGACUACUAUGCUACUUGGGUUUUGUGAUGCAAGUCCACUUGCCUAUGCGGCUGUCCUCUAUACUAGGACAACAGACGGUGAAGGUCGGUCAACUGUAUCAUUGCUAACAGCUCGCACCAAAGUGGCGCCACUCAACGAUUCCUCGCCUAGAACUUUGUGCGGCACAUUUACUCACAUCCACACUUGA
Anastrepha obliqua is the source of this 2355-nucleotide messenger RNA. RefSeq lists its product as uncharacterized. The transcript is spliced from 2 exons. Bases 1 to 2355 code for a protein of 784 amino acids. Gene Ontology annotation, molecular function: zinc ion binding; nucleic acid binding. NCBI's taxonomy places the organism in Eukaryota, Metazoa, Arthropoda, Insecta, Diptera, Tephritidae. The record is from RefSeq and is a predicted model, not a curated record.